This is a messenger RNA of Arachis ipaensis, 675 nucleotides long. NCBI's taxonomy places the organism in Eukaryota, Viridiplantae, Streptophyta, Magnoliopsida, Fabales, Fabaceae. The record is from RefSeq and is a predicted model, not a curated record.
AUGUACUUGAAUCCACUGCUAACUACAGCAACCCGUCGCUGUCUCGUGCUCCAUCGCAAUUCUCUGGAAACGCCACCGCCACCUGCUUCUUCGUCGUUCGAUCCUCCUCUUCAAGAUCCCAAGGAAAGACCACCGCAAGGAGUGGAGCUGGUCUUGCCAAGAUUGGAGAAACGCGCCAGAACCCUCCGCCACACCUUUGAGGAUCUCCGAUGCCGAUCCCUCUUUCCACCUCUUUCUCCGUAUUCUAUUUUUCUGUAUCUGGAUUUCUACGAUGUCUCUCGUUUCAUCCCAGAUCUAAUAACAUCUUGCAUUGUUGUUCCUUAUGUCUGUGUUGGUGUCUUUUCAGGAUCAUCAGUAGAUCAAGGGAUAGCGUAUGUGCUGAUGUUGUUGACUCUGGCUCUGACGUACCUCAUCCACUCCGUUGAUCUUUCCACUACCUUAUGAAUUUGAACCACACAGGAAGGAAAUUUCAUGUAGGAUUGAGAGUGGAUUUUUUAGGUGACAGUGUUUCGUUAGUUAUUCUCAAUGUUAGUAUAUUUCUCUUAGCAAUUUAUGUGUAUGAAUGGAUUCAUUAACAGUUUGCAAUAGGGAUUGCUUUCUUAUUUUCCCAGUAAGUCUGAGGAUGUCAAUGUUACCUCAUACAUAAAGCACCAAAUUCGUGUGUUUGUUUUGGCU